AUGGAUCGUAUCGCAGAACCGUUGUCGACCACGUUCGAAGACCUCCCUGGGGAUUGUCUCCGGCUCAUCAUUGACGAAGUCGUCAAGAUCGAAGGCGGAAGUCCUGAUGAUAGCACCAAGAACAUCAAGAACCUGUCCUGCGUCAACAGACACCUCCGCGAGCUCUGCAUUCCUCUGCUGUUUCCGAUCUAUAAUCUUUACCUUGAAAAGCGCCCGGAACCAUCGCUUGAGACGUUCAGAGCUCUUUUGAAGGCACCCUUUGUGACGACGUCGUUAUGGACCCUGACUAUCCAUCUCUUGAACAGCACUCAGCUGUCUGACCAAGCCUUCUGUGAUAGCUUUGUCGGGGUGCUGGCGGCAAUGACAAGCCUUUCCGAGCUCAGCCUCGUUCUGAACAAUGACGAUGCUGUUGUCCUGGGCUCCAAGCUGGACACAUCGCUCAGCACGUCAGGAGCCUGGUUCCCAUCGAUCCAGAUCCUCGAACUAGUGAGAGCUCCAGAUGUGCCCGAAAUCGUCAUGGCGUGUCCUUCCGUCGAGUUACUUAAGCUGUCAGACUCAUACAUGGGCGACACGCGGGAGAAAAUGUUUCAAGUCUUGCCAUCCGUCAAGACCCUGCGCCGGCUCGAUGUCGACUUUUGGUGA
This is a messenger RNA of Cladophialophora yegresii CBS 114405, 642 nucleotides long. RefSeq lists its product as uncharacterized. Bases 1 to 642 code for a protein of 213 amino acids. The transcript is spliced from 2 exons. The record is from RefSeq and is a predicted model, not a curated record. Lineage: Eukaryota; Fungi; Ascomycota; Eurotiomycetes; Chaetothyriales; Herpotrichiellaceae.